This is a messenger RNA of Penicillium mononematosum, 1728 nucleotides long. Its product is annotated as MFS transporter. Bases 1 to 1728 code for a protein of 575 amino acids. The transcript is spliced from 3 exons. Gene Ontology annotation, molecular function: transmembrane transporter activity. The record is from RefSeq and is a predicted model, not a curated record. Gene Ontology annotation, biological process: transmembrane transport. Lineage: Eukaryota; Fungi; Ascomycota; Eurotiomycetes; Eurotiales; Aspergillaceae.
AUGGAUCGUCUCAAUCAACACACAGGAAAAUAUGAGCCAGAUAUCGACUUUCCCAAUGACACUCGCAGCCACGAAUCCGACGACACAAUUGAGGAAAUCAACUCUCUCGAGCUUACCCGUAUCAACACCUAUCGACUGCAACAGAAAACUACCGUAGGCUCUACGCGAGGGCCUACUCCCCGCGAAAGGUGGCUUCCUAUGGGUGCCAACAAAGAGUACCCACCUCUACUCCCGGAUUCUGAGGACUAUGUCGUGGAGUUUGACGGAGCCAACGAUCCCUUACACCCUUACAAUUGGUCUACACCUAGGCGAAUAAUGUUAGUUUGUAUCCUAUGUUAUGGUACCUUCGCCGGGUCGUUUACCAGCGCUGUAUUCUCGGCUGCUAUUUCUGGCUUUGGCGAGGAGUUCAACACAAGCACCGAAAUUGGCUCACUCGGAGUGGCACUCUAUGUUCUUGGGUUCGCAGCCGGGCCAACAAUUUGGGCACCAGGAUCAGAGCUGAUCGGCAGGCGUUGGCCACUGUCUCUUGGACUCUUCGGAUGUGCCAUCUUCACCCUAGCAUGUGCAGUUGCCAAAGACAUACAGACUGUCAUGAUCUGUCGUUUCUUUGGUGGUCUGUUCUCGGCGAGUCCCAUUUCAGUCGUUCCCGCCGUGUUCGCAGACUUGUUCAACAACACACAACGGGGCGUGGUGAUGUCGAUUUUCUGCAUGGCGGUGUUUAUCGGGCCCUUUUCGGCACCGUUUGUGGGUGGCUUCAUUGCAAUGAGCUCCCUGGGUUGGCGGUGGACGAUGUAUAUAUCUGCAAUCAUGGUGUUCCUAGGGUUUGUCCUAGUCUUUGUCUUCCUUGACGAGACUUAUGCUCCAGUCAUCCUUGUCCGCAAGGCAGCUACCCUACGCCGACAGACUCGGAAUUGGGGCAUCCAUGCAAAGCAAGAUGAAGUGGAAGUGGAUCUCGCGGAGCUUCUGCGCAACAACUUUGCCCGACCCAUUGUGAUGUUGGUCACGGAACCCAUCCUGCUUUUGGUCUCAUUGUAUAUCUCCUUCGUCUAUGGCCUAAUCUAUGCUCUGUUAGGCGCAUACCCUGUUGUCUUCCAAGGCGUCUACGGAAUGGGUACUGGUGUGGGUGGACUUGCGUUCAUGGGCCUCAUCAUCGGUGAACUCCUUGGUGGCGUUUACAUCCUCCUGAUACAGGGUUCGUACAAGAAGAAGCUGGCGGAAAACGGUGAUAAGCCUAUCCCCGAAUGGCGCCUUGCGCCAGCGAUUAUAGGAGCUGUGUUAUUUGCCGGAGGAUUGUUUUGGUUCGGCUGGACCGGAUACACUUCAUCCAUUCACUGGAUUGCUCCUGUGGCUUCGGGGCUCCUCACCGGAGGCGGGAUCUUUUUGAUCUUCUUGCAGUGUUUCAAUUACAUCGUUGACUGCUAUCCCUCGUUGUAUGUAACAAUGUAUCUCCUGUGGAGACGAGUGACUAACCCAAUCGGCAGGGCUGCAUCUACUAUUGCCGCGAACACGAUAUUACGCUCAGCUAUUGGCUGCUCAUUCCCACUUUUCUCCCGGCAAAUGAUGGAGAACCUAGGAGUGCAAUGGGCGGGUACGAUGCUUGGAUGUAUCGCGGUUGUCAUGAUUCCUAUUCCUGUUCUGUUCAAGGUAUAUGGUCCAUGGCUGCGAGAGAGAAGUAAAUUGGCGUGCUCGCCGGUUUAUGAUGUCGAAAAGAAACCUUAUGAUGUUUAA